This is a messenger RNA of Topomyia yanbarensis, 2150 nucleotides long. RefSeq lists its product as uncharacterized. The transcript has 4 exons. Bases 209 to 1735 code for a protein of 508 amino acids. The record is from RefSeq and is a predicted model, not a curated record. Lineage: Eukaryota; Metazoa; Arthropoda; Insecta; Diptera; Culicidae.
AUGUUGUUUCAGCGUUGGAUGCGCGAGUGGACCAUAGCCUGGAACGUUGGAUAUCCAGUAGCGCUAUGCCUUUGAGGGCAUGAUAUAUUCACAAGUAGGUCAAAGAAGUUACUAUCGUGAAGCUCCGAUUGGAAAGAACCAACAAAGUGUAGUGUAAUUUAGCACAAAUCGAUUUGAAUUUGAUUCCUAAGAACGCGACCUACUUAAAAUGAACGUUAACGUGUGUGUGAUAUUUCUGGUGAUAUUCUCGAUCAGUGGAAGUGCUUAUACGACACAGCGGUCGAAUCUGCGUGACGAUGAAGGUAGUCCAUUUCUGGACAUGGCAUCGGAUUUUCUACAAUCGUUAGGAAAUCAAAAUGGAGGUAGUAAUAAUGCGGCAGCUGGACUGUCGGGAAUUGCUUCCAUGCUACUUCCGUUAAUGGCUAAUGCUAAUGCAGGAGGACCAGGAAAAACGAGCAACGAUGGAGUCGGAGCGAUUCUGUCCGGAAUCGGUAGCUUGUUGGCCAAUGCAAACGGCGGAAAUGGCGGAGGGGGUGGUAGCGGCGGAUUUGAUCCCGCUCUUAUCGGGAAUGUGAUUCAAAUGUUUGCCGGUGCAAAUGAGGAGCAGCCUGUGCAAAAAAGAGCUAGUAAGCGCCAGAAGCGUCAAAAGGCGGAAGAAGGAAAUCCCAUCCUUGACACUGUGCUGACGGUGGCUCAAACGUGGCUAGCUAAUUACAAUACCGUGGAUGGUAGUGACGGCAAGGAACCUCAGCAUCCAGGUAUCAACGGUGACACGAUUGCGAACUUGCUUCCACUCGCUGUUCAAGCAAUCCAAGCUUUCAGCGGUCCCGAAAUGGAGAAAACCCAGGAGAAACAUAAGGAUCACUCGUUGGUACUUCCUCCCUUCCUGGAGCAUAUACACGUCAUGUGGGACCAAUUCACACAGUCCGAACUUUUCGAAGCCAUCUGGACCAAGGUGGGCCUGGAUAAGGUGUUUAAGGGAUUUGUCGGACGUGAUGGUAAGCUGGAGUAUGAUAGGCUUUUCGAUACACUGCAAAACCAAUCAUUCCGGCGAAGGUGGAUUAAAGCCGCAACGAUUUAUCUUGCCGAAUGGGCUAAUUAUAUCGCCAACCCAGAAGUGUAUCAAAGAUAUGUGACUACCGGACAGUUGAUGGCCAAUGGCUUUCUGCAGUCACGAGGCUACCCCAAACAAACCAUGCUGGAUAUCAGCCGUCCCAGUGAAACCAUUUCCAAUCUAAUCGACUACACCGCCAAGAAGCACCUGCAGGUGAAAAUUUCUUCGGUAACCUACGUAAAGCCAGCGGUCAGCUACGUCAAAGAUUUACUCAAACUGGGCAAGGCGAAACAAUUUCUGCAACAGUACAACGCAACAGAACUGACGGAUAAGCUGACCGACACGCUCAAUCUGGAGGUAAUUGAACCGGUGCUGAAAGUUCAUCGUGCCUACCGGCAAGCGAUCCAGACGCCUCACUGUGAUAAAUACAUUCUGUGUGAGAUCAACUCGCACGAUCCGAACGAGAAGCUCGGACUUGGAGGCUUUAAACGAGGUGUGACCAAGUUCGGUAGCAUGGCAGCGUCCUGGUUCAUCAGUCAGGAAACACACACGCCCUUCUGGACACUAUUUGCCAUCAUCAACGAUCCGCACAACUGUCAGGCCAAACACCCCGUUGACUGUUCGGAGUUCCACGAGAAUGAAAACAAGGUGACCACAGAAUAUCCACACAAUGAACUGUAGUCGGCGAAGGAUGCAUGUUGUUUAGUGAAAAAGAAAAAAAAGUGAUUGUUGACAGAAAAGGCAGAAAAUCGGGUGAUUUUCCAAGGUACCUUAACUCAUACUCGAUUUGCGAAGAUGAUCAUUGAGGUUUGAAAUUUACAUUUGAUUAUUACGAACAAGUAGAUUUAAGUGAACGAAAGUAAGCAAAAGAAAGCAAUACAAAUCAGAGAUGCGAGACAGCUACAAUGGGCGAAGCACCGUUGAAAACCCUAAACAUGAAUUAUUACAUAACGGUAGUUAUUGUUCUCGCAGGUAAAUAAAAAUGAUUGAACUUGUACAAGGUAUCGAUCGUGCAUUUCCCUAUUGAAUGUAAAUUUCAAACGGUUUAUGUAGGGCAUUCGGAUGAGCUCGCGGAAAUCACAUCCAAAAAUAUAAG